Messenger RNA from Rana temporaria (common frog), 756 nucleotides. It is a transcript of the gene CD86, whose product is annotated as CD86 molecule. NCBI's taxonomy places the organism in Eukaryota, Metazoa, Chordata, Amphibia, Anura, Ranidae. The record is from RefSeq and is a predicted model, not a curated record. Gene Ontology annotation, cellular component: external side of plasma membrane. Bases 1 to 756 code for a protein of 251 amino acids. The transcript has 4 exons. Gene Ontology annotation, biological process: cell surface receptor signaling pathway; positive regulation of T cell proliferation; cellular response to lipopolysaccharide.
AUGGCUGAACUUAAAUGCCAAUAUAAUAAUCCAGACAACAUCUCCAGAGAGUCACUGAACAUCUACUGGCAAAAAAACGAGGAGGUUGUAUAUGCACUGGUGAGUGGAAAGGAGGCGAUGCAAUUUGUCCAUAAGAAUUACGUGAACAACACAAAGGUUCUACUAUCAAAUUACGACCUCAGAAUGUACAACAUAAGCCUCAAACAGAGUGGAGAAUAUGAAUGCAUUGUGCCUGCACUAAAAGAAUUUCGUAAUAAAAAUGUACAUAAGUCCAAAUUUCAUCUGAACGUACUUGCUAAUUUCAGUGUGCCGGAAAUCAGUUCUGAAUCCUCAUUGGUUGAACUGGAACGUAGAAGUACUGUGUCUUUGAAAUGCAGCUCAGGCCAUGGAUUCCCCAAACCACAACGCAUGUUUUGGCAACUGACUGAUGGAAAUGGAACAAAGGAGCCUAGAUACCCACAUUACAAUGUUGAAAAUAUCGGUGAAACAUUUAACAUUUCUAUUAGCUGGACACUGACGGUGGAGGAGGACAUCAACGUCACCUGUGGGCUGGAGGCCCAUCACAAAGCCGUAUCUCCAGUCCUGCAACUAAAGUUGAAAAAACCACCAGUGCCUCCUGAGUCUGACCUGAAAAUGACCAUCACCAUCAUGAUCAGUGUCGUCGUCCUAGUUUUAGUCUCGUCUUUAUCGAUUAUAUUGAUCUGUAAACAAAGCAGAUCCACUGUUCCGAUUGCAAUCAGAAUACCUCUGAUAUAA